Eurypyga helias (sunbittern) is the source of this 802-nucleotide messenger RNA. RefSeq names its product proprotein convertase subtilisin/kexin type 5-like. The transcript is spliced from 6 exons. The annotation marks the transcript as partial. Gene Ontology annotation, biological process: peptide hormone processing. The record is from RefSeq and is a predicted model, not a curated record. Gene Ontology annotation, cellular component: Golgi membrane; trans-Golgi network. Gene Ontology annotation, molecular function: serine-type endopeptidase activity. Lineage: Eukaryota; Metazoa; Chordata; Aves; Eurypygiformes; Eurypygidae.
AUGGAUGGCCACUGUCACAUUGUAGAGAGCAUGGAUGAGGUCUGGGAAAGGGAUCCCACUGUGGCUUUGCGCAGUGGGGAAGGGGUCUGUGCUUACUUGGAAAAAUGUUUGUCUGACUGCAGGCAUGGAACCCGUUGUGCUGGAGAAGUGGCAGCCACGGCAAACAACUCACACUGCACAGUAGGAAUCGCCUUUAAUGCCAAGAUUGGAGGUGUACGAAUGCUGGACGGAGACGUGACAGACAUGGUAGAAGCGAAGUCUCUGAGCCUUAAUCCCCAGCACAUCCACAUCUACAGUGCCAGCUGGGGGCCUGAUGACGACGGUAAGACUGUGGAUGGACCUGCUUCACUAGCACGUCAGGCCUUUGAGAACGGCAUCAGAAUGGGCCGAAGAGGCUUAGGUUCAGUCUUUGUUUGGGCAUCUGGAAAUGGUGGAAGAAGUCGAGACCACUGCUCCUGUGAUGGCUACACCAAUAGUAUCUACACUAUCUCCAUAAGCAGCACAGCUGAAAGCGGGAAGAAGCCAUGGUAUCUAGAAGAAUGUGCAUCCACUCUGGCUACAACGUACAGCAGCGGGGAAUCCUACGACAGGAAAAUAAUCACCACAGACCUGAGGCAGCGUUGCACAGACAGCCACACUGGAACCUCAGCCUCUGCACCUAUGGCUGCAGGCAUCAUUGCACUGGCACUGGAAGCAAAUCCAUUUCUGACCUGGAGAGACAUACAGCAUAUUAUUGUCAGGACUUCACGUGCAGGACAUCUGAAUGCUAACGACUGGAAAACCAACGCGGCUGGUUAUAAGG